Messenger RNA from Exophiala dermatitidis NIH/UT8656, 2811 nucleotides. RefSeq lists its product as uncharacterized. Gene Ontology annotation, cellular component: cytoplasm. Bases 526 to 2199 code for a protein of 557 amino acids. The transcript has a single exon. The record is from RefSeq and is a predicted model, not a curated record. Gene Ontology annotation, biological process: regulation of nitrogen utilization; mitochondria-nucleus signaling pathway; negative regulation of transcription by RNA polymerase II. Lineage: Eukaryota; Fungi; Ascomycota; Eurotiomycetes; Chaetothyriales; Herpotrichiellaceae.
CUUCAAAGCCCGUCCCGAGAGACGGCCCCCUGCUCGUUUUCGUGCCCUGUGCCCUGCUCCCAGACUACGACUGCGCUACUGCACUGCGACCGCUGCAUCUCGCACUUGCGCCGGUUUUGUCUUCCAUCUGCUUAUACUUGUCCUCCCCAUCGCAUCUUCCACGUCUUUCAACAUACCCGACCUGCUACACGUUCUCACCCUCAAUCCGACAGAGUUUGGCCCUGUACACCCUCCCCAUACGCUCGACUUCCAUAUGGACUGACCUCGAGUGCCGGUCGAGUCCACAUUCUUCAAACUCGACACGUUCUUUACCGUAGUGAUCGUCCCGAGGUCUGGAAUUGCGUCACAAGCCGAUCCCAGCAAAUUCCCACCGUUUGCAGUCAACGCCGUACGGGUAUCUACCGACUCCAGCGGUGCCUGCCCCCUACAUCAAGUCCCUGCGGGCCUGUUCUCUCGAAAUCAAACCCUUCCUCUCCAUUAUCUGGUCCUCCCUCUGUGCCAGAAAGCGAAAACCGUUCUUUGAAUAUGCCUUCGCGCUUAAGUGCGCCCGUCCUGUCGUUGGACGCAGGCAAAAUACAUGAGAUUGACCCUUCUAAUGCGUGCAGUCUGAUGGCAAUGUGGUCCAUCUUCGCCAAAUGCUCCGAAUCAUUAAAAGACGGUCCACGAUUAGAGAACAUGAGUUGGCGAGUGUGGUCGCGCGAGUCGUUGUGCGUUGCUGGCGUUGACUCGCCCCCGGCAAGAUCAAGCCAAGUGCCGUCCUUGUCCAAUUCCUACUCUUCAGACGACAGUAUGAGCGACAAGGUCUCCUGUCGCGGCAACUCACGAUCUAGAUCGUUCGGCGGUCACGAUGAUAACGCCAAUUCUCUCUCAAAGUCACGACACCUGACUCCCAGCGUGCUCGAAAAGAUUGUUGUCACGAUACAAGAGAAGACCGAACUAUGUCCUUUAUCUCCUUCUAUUGAAGCCAGUCUGGAGGCCUUGCCCACUACGUCUCAACCCCAACCUCAACCCCAACCCCAAGCCGUCCCUAACGCCGAACCUACUGUUGAAGCCGAGAGUAAGCGUCUGCGAGACUCGACCGAUUCCUGCAUUUCCAAUACCACAACCGUAACCACCGCGAGCACGGCUCAUCAAAGUCAACAUCGCGACUCUGACACUUCAGUCUCCUCAGACGGUCUCGCCCGAAGUCAGUCGAUUGUCCAUGGAUUCUCACCCGCCGCCACGUCCUCGUUCCGAAAGUCGAGUGUUGGUGUUCAGCCCACACCCCCUUCCAGGCUUGUCCCGAAAGGCAAAGCCCCGAUCAAACCGGCCAUGUUUACAUUAGGAGGUUCUUCGGAGGAUGACGAGUCGUCUUUUGAACAGAGAGUGCUUGCCCAAAGACUCGCCCCCCAACCACAAAAGAGCUCCUUGUCUCAGAGUUUAAGCAAACAAAAUCUUGCAGACGCUCCUAGGGCACAAAUGCAGCCGCAGCAACCUAAACGGACGUCAUUCCGGGACAUCAUCGCCGCACGAAGAAUACAGGAAGACGCAGAGAACGAUGAGGGCGCCAUUGCAAGCAGUGACGAAGAAGAAGACACGGAUGAAGCUAUCGAGUCCGCGAUCGAUGAAGACGAAGAUGGCGAUGAGUGGGAAGAUUCCAAUUCAGAUGAUGGAAGGGCGGCACCAGAGCCAAACCUUUUCCGCAGAGUCGAAAGCCGACCCGACUUGGUCUCACGGCGGUCAAUGUUGACGCUUGCCCUCAACAAAGGUCAAGGAGCGAUGAACUAUGCGUACUCGCAACCUGUCCUACAUCGACCUGGUGUGACAUCUCCAAAGGGCAAGUCUGCCGCAGGCUCACCCGAAGAGGACGAUGGCAUGAUGAUGCAAACGUCCAAGAGGCCACCCAUCGCUAUUUCCCCUCCCAAAGCAUCCGCAAAGGCGGUGGCACAUUCGCCGCGAACCACGAGACGCAAUAUGCUGGCCACCGAGUUGACCGAAUCUUUACGUAAAAAUCUCCUUUGGGAGAGACAACAGAAGUCUCAGACGGCAAAUGCUUUCCUCAAAAGAAGCCGGAAUGCUCAAAGCAUGGCGAAUCUUCAGAGACAUGCCAACUCGGCGGCCGGUCCUUCUCAACCACCCCCGCCCCAAGAAACGUCCAAGAACAACUCUUGGAACCACUAUUUUGACAAUCCCUGGGAGUACCAUGCCAAAGGCUGGUAGAAGACUUGACCCUGGGGGCGGACAUUGUUUUUGUUCGAUUUGUGUUUUAGUUUGCUUGCGUUCAGAGCGGAAUGAUGCUGCUUAAUUUCACGCGUUUCAUGACCCUACUGUCCAGCUCACAUUUCGGGCCGAGCUGGACAUCGGCGCCAUAUGGUCAGGCAUCCGGGACUUCCGACUGAUCAGGUGCAUUCGGGACUUUUCGUUGCUCUGUAUAGCGAUGCGGGUAAUUGGGGAGUCGGGGCUGGCGAGAGGCCUAAAAGUCAAAAAAGACUUGGUUCUAAUGCAUGUUACGGCCACGGUCUUUGAAGAAUUGCGGAUAGCAGAGCCUUGUGAGAGAGGCCACGAAGCCGAUGGACGGACUGGACUGGACUGGACUGAAUUUGAGCUGUCUUUUUCCAUACCCAUCUUGCGCCAUGUACCAUUAUCACGACAUUAUGGGUGAAUACCUUGAGCUACGUGAAUAGUUUCUUGGUGGCGGUUGCUGUGAUGCUGAGAGAAAUAAGCUUUGUACGAAUAAUUAAGAGCUAUCGAUACUGAAGAUGCCAUGCCGCCGUCAUCAAUUAUUCUGGUCGAUGGCAACAUUUAAAUCACGAUUUUCUGAGCACUUCAAUA